Messenger RNA from Ectocarpus siliculosus, 2193 nucleotides. Lineage: Eukaryota; Phaeophyceae; Ectocarpales; Ectocarpaceae. The record is from the annotation of a GenBank genome assembly.
AUGCCUCUACCGGCGCUGCUGCUGCCCUUCGCGAAGACGCGAGCUCGCCUCCUCGAAGCGCCUCCCUCGGCACGACCGGGAGCUACGAGUAACACGAUGAGCUUCGGAAUGGAACAGGCCCGCGAGAGACUGCGACAAGCAACUGCUGUCUGCGCCUCCGUGGAAUCAGGAUACUGGCAGCACCGCAGCAGGGUCCAUGACAAGCAGGAGCAAGUAAUUGUCUCUGCUGCUGAGCGAGGAUACCAGGCAGCUUCCACGCCGCCGCCGCCGACCGCCCAACAGCAGCAGCAGCAGCAACAGCAGCGGCAGCAGCCCAAGGACCACCUCCAACACCCCGAUGUCGCGGCGCGGUACGGCGGCAGCAGCGGCGCCACCGCGGAUCUGGGAGGCCGCAGCCGCCUGUGGAACACGGAGAACGAGCAGCAGCAGCAGCAGUCCGCAUGGAGGAAGCUCAAGAAGCUGGACCACCAUCACCACCACCCGCGCCAGAUAUCGCCGUCGCUGGUGUCCACGCUGCCGGCGGUGCUGGUGGAGACUGGCCCGCUCCCGCCGCUCGCCGGCGCCGGCGCCCCCCCGCCGUACAAGCGCACCAGGAAGACGUCGGCCGAAGAGCACCAGGACUUCAUGAACGCCGCUGGCAGCGCCGCCGUGACGACGGGCGUCGGGCCUUAUCACCCGUUUCUCGGGUCCCCUGAGAUGGCGGCGGUGGCGGUCUCCGAGGCGAGCUCGCGGGGCUCGUUCUCGUCGACUGGCUCCUCUCCCGCGCUCCAGCACAACCACCACGGCUUCUACCCGGCAACGGCGGCGGGCGGCGACUUCUCCGCCUCUUCUGCCGCCGCGGACCCGGAUCAUAUCCCCUUCCGCCGCGUGUCCAUCACGUCCACGACCUCCCACGACUGGGAGCAGCAGCGCGAGAUGCGGCAGCCGCGCGCCGGCGACGUGGACGGCGGAGGCGCCGGCGGCAGUGGCGCUGCCGCCGACCGCGAGGACGCCGCCGCCGCCGUGCGGGUGCUGGGCUUGCGCAACGGGCACGCCUCGGCCGCGGCGGCGGCGGCGGUGGCGGCCACGGAGCCGUUGACGUCAUCGGACGCGGUGGUGGCGGGGUCAAAGAGGUUCCGCGAUGCCUUCGAGGAAAGUCAAGCGCCGCUGCCGCCGCCGCUGCAGAUGUCGCUGCCGCCGGCGGUGAAGAUCGUUCGCCCGGGCGGCGGCGCGGUGGGCCCCCCCACUACCAUGACGAGGCACGGCAGGGGCGGCGGCGCCCCCAACGGCACCGCCGGCGGUGGCGGCCGACGCCCCUCAACGGGAAUGCGCCAGCGGGUGGACAGGAGCAAGGAGACCGGGACUACAGUCGCGCCCAAGGGCGCGCAGGCAUGCAGGGACGUCGGGUGCCACCGCCGCCCCAUCUACGCCUUCAAGGGUGACACGAAGGCUCUGUGCUGCCCGAUCCACCGGUCCGCAGAGAUGGUGAACGUGAGGCAUCCUCUGUGCCGUCACGAGUCGUGCUUCCGCCAGCCGAGUUUUGGGAUGGAGGUACGCUUACAUCGCCGAGAGACAUGGACCCACAUGAAACGCUGCCUUCACCAAAAGCACGCUCUCUCGCUUGCUUGCCGUUGACGCCUAGUAGGUAGGGCAUUUUUUUUGUGGACAGACUACGUUACGUUGUAGUCGGAUUCGUUUGGAUGAGCCCUCCUCGCCCGCAUCUAGAAACGAGCUCUGACGACCAUCGCCGCGCCGUUCGGUGAUAGCUAAGGUUACCACUCGCAUGCCGCCUAGGUUGUCGGCGAGACCCGCGCGGUGGCCAGGUUAGUUUAGGCACACACCCAAUCCCUCUCCCGCCUCCCGCCCGUCACGACCUUAAACUUGUGUAUCUCGUAGCUCCUUCCCAGCAAGUUCCUGCCUCGGCGAAGGGUUUUGAACGUUGACCCCUUCACCGGGUGGUACACCCCGCAGCCCAAACCUUACUUACUCACUAACGCUAUCAUUCGUGUUCUCUACGCGUUGGUUCCCUUUUCGGGUCCUGAUGGAGGGAGUGCCCGGGGAUUUGAAAUGGCGGUAAAAUUAUGUCUGUAGAACGCAGGCUGCGUCGAACUGACUUGACUGCCAGCUGCCAGUUGUGGCGUCUGUCUCCCAGGCUCGAUGGCUCGCCCCGCUGACGGGGUGUUCUUGAGUCGAAAAGUCCAGCAAACCUCAACG